AUGACACUCAAGAUUAGAGAAGAGGUUAAGAAGCAGUUCGACGCUGGAUUUUUAUCUAUUUUUGAGUAUCCACAGUGGGUUGCUAAUAUCGUUCCAGUUUCAAAGAAGGAUGGCAAAAAAGCAAUAAAGGGGAGUGUUAUGUCUGACUACCUUGCUCAUUUACUUGUGGAAGGAUAUCAACAGUUGAGGUUUGACUUUCCAGACGAUAACAUUAUGUUUAUUAGAGACUUCACUAUGCCAGGCUCUGAGAUAAGCCAUGGGGAAGGCCCCGAACCAGGAUCGCGAUGGACGCCCGUGUUCGACAGUGCUUUCAAUGCUCGUGGUCGUGGCAUAGGUGCAGUUAUCACUUCUUCAACUGGUUUCCAACUUCCAUUCACCGCUAGAUUAUGCCUUGACUGCACCAACAAUAUGGCUGAAUAUGAGGCAUGUAUCGACGGUUUGGAGGCGGUCAUCGACUUAAGGAUCAAGAUUCUUGAGGUAUAUGGAGAUUCAGCUCUGGUAAUAAGUCAGGUAAAAGGUGAUUGGGAAACUUGGGAUAGCAAGUUGAUACCUUAUAAAGAGCAUAUCCGAAAACUAAUACCCUACUUUGAUGAAGUUCAAGGUGUGGUGGUUGUACUUGAGGAAAACUAG
Lathyrus oleraceus (garden pea) is the source of this 630-nucleotide messenger RNA. RefSeq lists its product as uncharacterized. The coding region runs from base 1 to 630 and encodes 209 amino acids. The transcript has 2 exons. NCBI's taxonomy places the organism in Eukaryota, Viridiplantae, Streptophyta, Magnoliopsida, Fabales, Fabaceae. The record is from RefSeq and is a predicted model, not a curated record. Gene Ontology annotation, molecular function: RNA-DNA hybrid ribonuclease activity; nucleic acid binding.